This is a messenger RNA of Morone saxatilis (striped sea-bass), 4927 nucleotides long. It is a transcript of the gene gabrg2, whose product is annotated as gamma-aminobutyric acid type A receptor subunit gamma2. The coding region runs from base 190 to 1623 and encodes 477 amino acids. Gene Ontology annotation, cellular component: GABA-A receptor complex; dendrite membrane; synapse. The record is from RefSeq and is a predicted model, not a curated record. NCBI's taxonomy places the organism in Eukaryota, Metazoa, Chordata, Actinopteri, Moronidae. Gene Ontology annotation, biological process: monoatomic ion transmembrane transport; synaptic transmission, GABAergic; chloride transport. The transcript is spliced from 10 exons. Gene Ontology annotation, molecular function: inhibitory extracellular ligand-gated monoatomic ion channel activity; transmitter-gated monoatomic ion channel activity involved in regulation of postsynaptic membrane potential; benzodiazepine receptor activity.
GCGAUACGAAAUCAAGCUUUUCGACUCGUGGCAUCGAUUUUUUUUUUGUUUUAGCUGAUUUGACUCCACCGCACGUCCGCCUCGGGUCCACAAUUGCAGACCCGCUACCGCUAGCGUGCGUAAUGUAUCGUAGAGAGGAAACACAGUAAAUAGACGGACCCGUCCAUCUGCAAUAAAGAGGAAACGAAGAUGGUGAUGAUGAUGGCUUCACCAAAUUUAGCCUCCAAAUGCUCGACAGCAAUGGCGAAGCCUUCCCUCCCCCUGAAGCUGUUUCUCUGGGUGUUUAUUGUCGUUAAUCUCCCCACAAGCUCCUUCCAGACUGAUGACGAUGAUGAGGUGUCUAACAAGACGUGGGUGCUGACUCCCAAAGUGUACGAGAGUGACGUCACACACAUCCUAAACAGCCUACUAGAUGGAUAUGACAACAAACUCAGACCUGACAUCGGAGUCAAACCGACAGUGAUCCACACAGACAUGUUUGUCAACAGCAUCGGUCCAGUAAAUGCCAUCAAUAUGGAAUACACCAUCGACAUCUUUUUUGCUCAGACCUGGUACGACAGAAGGUUAAAGUUCAACAGCACGAUGAAGGUUCUGCGCCUCAACAGCAACAUGGUUGGGAAGAUCUGGAUCCCAGACACUUUCUUCCGCAACUCGAAGAAGGCUGAUGCCCACUGGAUCACCACGCCCAAUCGCAUGCUUCGAAUCUGGAAUGAUGGUCGAAUACUAUACACCCUCAGGUUGACCAUCGAUGCCGAGUGCCAGCUUAAACUGAACAACUUCCCAAUGGAUGAACACUCAUGUCCCCUGGAGUUUUCAAGCUAUGGCUACCCCAGGGAGGAGAUUGUGUAUAAGUGGAAAAGGAGCUCAGUUGAGGUUGGGGACAUUCGCUCCUGGAGGCUCUACCAGUUCUCCUUCGUUGGCCUGAGAAACACCUCUGAGAUUGUCAGGACAGUCUCAGGAGACUAUGUGGUGCUGACCGUCUUCUUUGACCUGAGCAGGAGAAUGGGCUACUUCACCAUUCAGACCUACAUCCCAUGCACCCUGAUUGUUGUCCUCUCCUGGGUCUCAUUCUGGAUCAACAAGGAUGCGGUACCUGCCAGGACAUCAUUGGGCAUCACAACUGUGCUGACCAUGACCACGCUGAGUACUAUUGCCAGAAAAUCCCUUCCAAAAGUUUCCUAUGUGACUGCCAUGGACCUGUUUGUCUCUGUCUGCUUUAUCUUCGUCUUUGCUGCACUUAUAGAAUAUGGCACACUGCACUACUUUGUCAGCAACAGGAAGCCGAGUGCCAAAAAGGACAAGAAGAAGAAAAACCCGCUCCUCCGGCUCUUUUCCUCAAAGCAGACACCCACGGUAGACAUCCGUCCACGCUCGGCCACGGCUAUUCAGAUGAACAACGCCACGCACAUGCAGGAGCGAGACGAGGAGUACGGUUACGAGUGUCUGGACGGGAAGGACUGCACCAGCUUCUUCUGCUGUUUCGAAGACUGUCGCUCCGGAGCCUGGCGGCACGGCAGGUUGCACAUCCGCAUCGCCAAGAUAGACUCAUAUGCACGCAUCUUCUUUCCCACUGCAUUUGGUCUCUUCAACCUGGUCUACUGGGUCUCCUAUCUCUAUCUCUAGGCCUGGGUGUGCGUCCAGCCUUAUCAUACAGUUCAUUACAUUCUACAUAUGCUCUGUGCCAGCAAGGGACAUUUUGAAGGAGGGGACCCACUGAAUUACCCAAUGAUUUGAUUUAGAGAAAAAAAAAUAUUUUUAGUUGCAAUCUCUUUGAAUUUUAGUCAUUUCAUUUAAAACUUUGACAGACACUGCAAAUGUUGUAGCAUUACAUUAAAACUGGUAUGAGGACGUUUGUAGAUUUGUUGUGAAAACAUUGAUUGUGUGAGCAACAGUCUUUAGUUUUAUUGUUUUUGUUUUCAUGAUUUGAUUUUGGACGUUUUAUUUUGAAAUUUACUGUUAGUUUCGAAUCAGUUAUUUUUAGACAAAUACAUUCAUACUUCCAUCGUAAACAAUUCAAAUUAAUAGCAAUUCAGAUCACAAUAAAAAAACGCCUAUCAGAAAAAUCUAAAUUACAUUAACUAUGUCUUAUCAUUUAUUUCCACUUGGUUUUUUUGGGUUUUUUUCACUCAACAUACUAAAACGCAAAAUCUGAAGCACUUUAAUAGAGCUAUGUUUGACAGUGACAUUAAAAAUCAUUUUGAUUAUGCUCAUUUAUUUUUAAUUUAUUUAGUGUUGGCACAAUUAAACAUUGCAUUUUCUAUGUGUGGUCAGAGAGAUGAUGCUGUUUAUGGACAAUGCUCAACUGUACAGACACUGUAUAUAUUUUACUAUUACAUAGUGGUUUACAUUUAUUGCAUGCACCUUUCAGGCCAAAAAUCCACAUGUUUUUUGGUCUUCUAUUGUUGGCUAUGGAAACUAAAAAAUGAGCACUGUUGAUUAUCAUUCAGGAUUUAAUUCUACUUUUUUCUAUGAAAAUUGGAAAAAUAGGUGAUAAAAAUGUGCCCAGUUUAUCCUUUAAGUUGAGGAAUCAUCUUUGCAUACAGGUGGGAGGAUCAGCCCAGAAUUUCAGGCCAGACAACUGGUUUAAUCAUUUUCCUCGAAGCCAUUAGCUUACUGUAUAGACAACACUGACCUCUCAUCCUCUCCUCCAUUUGCUGUUAAAAGCGAGCAUUUACAUAAUGACACACUGCUGUUGUAUUUUGGUUAUGCAAGCUUUUACAAGAGAAACUACUAAAACAAGUUAGGUGUUCAUAAAAAAUAAGCAUUUGUUGUUUCCCCGUUACAUUAGCAGAGCGAUAACUGCAACUGCGGUUUGCCUUCAAACAGAGGAAUUCCAACUAAUCUACACUACCUACAGGCAGUAGGGCAUUUUAAAAUUCCUCAGAAGUUUUUUUUCUUCAUUUUCUUUUUGUUUUUGGUUUUUUCUCAUUAAAAUUUGAAUGCCGUAAUGUUGUGUGACGAGAGCGGAAUACACGGCGAAAACAUCUGAAUUGUAAAUGUUGUGUAUGAUAACAUAUAACGCACAUAAAUUACAGCCCCUUACAGAUCAAUUUUGAUAGACACCAGUAUGCAACAAAUGGAGAAAGUGCUUCAGUAUAAUUUGUAAACUCACAAGGAAUAGGUGUAAAUCACAUUGUUUAUGUAUAUAAAUUAUAAAAGGAAGCAAACACUUGUCAAGCCCUUGGGAUUUUGUAAAAGGGUAUAUAUUUUGUAAUUUCAGCAUUGUUACAGUAUAUCAUCAUACAGUAUAUUAGACUUAUUGUAUUAUGCUGGACUGACCAUGUAGAAUACUUUGGGGUAAUGGGUAUUUAUUUAUUUAUUCAUUGAUGGUAUUUAUUUAUUUAUUUAUUGAAAGAAAUUGUAUUUUAUGUCCAUAUAGCCCCUGAAAAGAAACACAGAAUGCUGUCAUUUAUAUCAAAGAUACAUUUUUGUUGAUGUGUCAAUGGAGCUUGAGCUUAUUUAUCUUGUGUUUUCUAUGUUGUGAUCGAUGUACACUACUCUCACAAAGGCCUGUCAAACCGUUAUAUCUGUUGAAUUCGUGAGUCGCAACAUUACCUGUUGUGCAGCUUCUAAGUAGUAGACUUGAAUAUUUUCAGGGAAGAAAAAAAAAACAGUUCCCAAGCCACCAGAAGAAGAACAUUUGCUUGUCUAAGUGACUAUUAAUUAUUCCCAUUUCUUUUUUCACCGCCACAAGUUUCCAUUGGUCUUGAUAUUUGCCAUCAUUAAUAAAGCAUCAGUGAUGAUACUAGCAUAUGCAUUUACCACAUUAUCUCAUAUUUCCUGAACUUCUUUCCUUUUUUGUAUUCAAUGGUGGUCCAGUUGUGUUCCGAAGCUGCUACUUAGUAGUCUAAACCUGUCCUCAGUGUGCACAUACUCUAUCUCUCACAUCUUUAGGGACGUAAGUGUGUCAAUAGCAAUGUAGACUGGUCAUCAUCAGUGUUCAGUAGUUUACAGAAGUGUAAAAGAGUGAUCACAUCUUAUAAAGUGCCAAACUGACACACAUGCAAUAGAGAAUAUCAAACUAUAAUAUCAUUUGUGAAUCCACUUACACUGCUUUGUCAAAGACAAAACAGGUUAUGCUAAAGGUGAGUGUUUUCUUGAAGGAAAUGAAUGUUGGCCAUACCGAUGUUCCCGCAGACAUUUUGGGGGGGGUUUUGGUUUAGUUAAGUUUAGUUUUUCCUGUUUGUUUUUUUUAUUUACUUUUUUAUGGUACAGAACCAAAAGCAUGUAGACCAGACCAAUACAAAACCAGACACCUGGAAGACAUUUCUGAUUCAGACUGUAUCUGACUUUGACUUUAUUUACAAACCCAUUGUAUACCUGAUAACCAAGCAUGUCUUGUGUUUGAACAGUGGUGCAGAAAACAAACAUACUUUAUGGUAUUUUUUUCCAUGAUGGUAAAAGCUUGUUUAUUAUAUUUUUGUGCACUCUACUGUAAAUGCAGAGAUGUAACAGUGUAUGGGAGAUACUGAAGUGUGUUUAUAUUCAGUAGUGUGCAUGUUGAGUAUGUUUUAAGUCAAACAGGGAUGUUUUGAACGAUUGGGACUAAUUCAAGCAUCGUUUCAUCUGGUCUCAGUCCUUUGCCUGCAUUGACAUGGACUUUUAUUACACUGUACUUAUUUUUGACGAAGUGAUUUUAUUUACUUUGGGACCCACAAAUGAGACAUGUAUGUGAACAGCACAUGUAGAUAUUUUCUAUUGUUAUGUAUUUUGUCAAACUGCAGAAAACAAAAUAAUGCGCACUAGAGUUACUGAGCUCGGUAAAAGGUAUCCAAGAACAAAAUAAAUUUCAUAUGAUCCUCAUACAUACGGUAUGUUAGUUGUUUGCCAUUUGAGUAUUGUAUAAAAGGGGCACUGAUCAAUUCUGUUAGGGUCUGCAUAAUAUGCUAUACAUGUACUGGAAAAAAUCCUUUUCAUAAGGGAAUUG